Angiostrongylus costaricensis is the source of this 447-nucleotide messenger RNA. Lineage: Eukaryota; Metazoa; Nematoda; Chromadorea; Rhabditida; Metastrongylidae. The record is from the annotation of a GenBank genome assembly.
GUUACCACAGCCUUGACAUGUAUAUCUUUUAGGAUGUUGAAGGUUGGAAGGAGUUUUAUAUCAUGCUUUGCCAUUAUUUUUGCCAUGCAGUCACUAGUGGCAGCACCGGUCACAUGCCUAGUGCUGUUCGAAUUCGCCACCGCCAUGUUGCUCAUCAUCGGUGUCCUCAUUGAUGCGUACUAUUUGAUGAUGCCGUUUGUGUUGAAUACGCUUUUCGUUGGGGUUUCCACUAAUAUGAAUGAAAUCCUUGUGUUGAGGUUUCAGGUGGUUAACGUUUGUCUCGCCCUCGGUGUCGCCGUUGUUGUGGUCAAUUCCUCGGGAAAAAUUCGAUUACUCUAUGGUCCUUAUGUGAGUUUUCAUUUCGUGCUGUUCUCGCGGGCUUUUUUAAGAUUUAACUGUCUUACACAGAUAACAUUAUAUAUAGGCAUUGUGGAAGUAUUCAAGUAG